Molecule: messenger RNA, 1682 nt
Organism: Daphnia magna
Lineage: Eukaryota; Metazoa; Arthropoda; Branchiopoda; Diplostraca; Daphniidae
Product: transcription factor IIIB 90 kDa subunit-like
Biological process (GO): DNA-templated transcription initiation; transcription preinitiation complex assembly; transcription by RNA polymerase III
Cellular component (GO): nucleus; transcription preinitiation complex; transcription factor TFIIIB complex
Molecular function (GO): RNA polymerase III general transcription initiation factor activity; RNA polymerase III type 3 promoter sequence-specific DNA binding; TBP-class protein binding
Source: RefSeq, a predicted model, not a curated record
CUGUCAUAUUUGCAUAAGUGUCUCAGUUUCUCCUUAUUUGAUAGGCGAGUCUGGUUACUAAAAAGUUUUUGUAACAUCUUUGAACCAUUUUGUAGAAAUAAACCCACGUGCAGCAUGAAGUGUCAAGAAGAAUAACUUUGAAAACAAUAUUCUAAGUUAUCCUGAAUGCUGGAGUAGAAUCUCUACAUUUAUCCGAACUAAAAAUGUCAAGCAGAGCUUGCCAAAAUUGUGGUGGGACAGACAUUGAUGUCGAUCAAUCGAGAGGCAUCGCAGUUUGUACAAACUGUGGUGUGGUCCUUGAAGAAAAUUGCAUUGUUUCUGAAGUGCAAUUUGAAGAAAAUGCUUAUGGAGGUGCAUCAGCCAUUGGACAGUUUGUAUCAAAUGAUAAUCAAGGAGGCACAGGAUUUAUCAACAGCUACCGUGGAGGAAAUGGGAAACAAUCAAGGAUGGGACAACAAUUAAACCUCAACCAACACUGUAUAGAUAUGGCUGUAAACUUUUAUGGUAUGGCUCUGGCUCGUCGUUUGACAAAUGGAAGGAAGUCUUCUCAUGUUGUGGCUGCAUGCAUAUAUAUAACUUGCCGAAUGGAAGGGACUGCCCAUCUUCUGAUAGAUAUUGCAGAUGUUAUAGAUAUUGACGUUUACACACUUGGCCAUAAUUUCAUGCAAAUUGCGAAAGCAUUUAACUUAAAUAUUCCAUCAGUUGAUCCUUGCCUGUACGUCAUGCGUUAUGCUAAUCGAAUGAAUUUCGGUGAUAAAACACACGAGGUGUCCAGGACUGCCUUACGUCUUGUACAGCGGAUGAAACGUGAUUGGAUUCACACUGGGCGACGGCCUUCUGGUCUUUGCGGAGCGGCAUUACUGAUUGCUGCUCGAAUUCACGGCUUUAAUCGAACAGUGCUCGAUGUUAUCAAAGAAGUCAAGGUCCACGAGAACACCGUACGCAAACGCAUGCAAGAGUUUGGCGAAACCGCUUCAAGUAGUCUGACCUUAGAAGAGUUCAUGCAAGUAGAUCUGGAAGAAGAGCAUGAUCCUCCAGCCUUUCUUAAAUCGCGUAAGAAAGACAGAAGUGACAAAGUCGAAGAAGAGGCGACGGAAGAAAUGGUUAAGCUAGAGGAAGAGAUUAAUCGGCAGAUUGCUUUGAGUCUGGCAUAGAAACGAGGACCUUGGGCGAAAUAUUCAAAAGAGGCGCUUCAACAGCCAGUCUCUCCUGCUUCGUGUACCAGUGGAAUAAGUAGUCCAUCCGCGGACCCUGAGGUGGAUGACGUUAUUGCAGACAUGACAAUGACAGCCGUCAAGGAAUGUCUGACUCCCACUGAAGUAGCCGCCGUUGAGGCGAACACCUUACCCACUGCCGGUACAACUGAUCCCGGGGCAGACGAGUCUGCUUUAAUGCCUCCUCCUGGUGCCACAUAUCUGCAACUGUGACAUCAUACCGUUGUCAUUAAUUUAAGAAAUUCGCGUCGUCAGCAGCAAAUAAUUUUGUUUAUGCCUUUGUUGAAGGAAUAUACUAUUAGGCAGAUGAUGAAUCUUCUUCAAUACGUAAGUCAAGGCAGUAAAAAGAUUAGGCUGAACUUAACUUCCUUCAUGGAAGAUUUAAAUUUGAAUCUUUGAUAAAGAUCUUUGUUAUGAUUCAAGUGAUGAAAUUUUUGUAAAUUGAGAAAUAUACAUGACAUUCCAUUA